Messenger RNA from Oenanthe melanoleuca, 2121 nucleotides. It is a transcript of the gene GJD4, whose product is annotated as gap junction protein delta 4. Lineage: Eukaryota; Metazoa; Chordata; Aves; Passeriformes; Muscicapidae. Gene Ontology annotation, biological process: cell communication. The coding region runs from base 137 to 1381 and encodes 414 amino acids. The transcript has 3 exons. Gene Ontology annotation, cellular component: connexin complex. The record is from RefSeq and is a predicted model, not a curated record.
CAUAAAAUACAGGAUCCUUAAACAUUCCAAACCUUCAGUUUUAUAUUUGGCACUGUGAAGAAAGGUCUAAUCUCCUUUGGAAAUGACAAAACUGUUAGGACAUCAGGAGCUGGAAUUGUUUUGAGCCUGUUCAAACAUGGAGCACUGGGACUCACUGGGAUUUUUGAUAGUCACACUCAACUAUAAUGUGACUAUUGUAGGGAAGAUCUGGCUGAUGCUGAUAAUUCUGCUGAGAAUGGCAGUGGUGGUGCUGGCAGGCUACCCCCUCUACCAAGACGAGCAGGAGCGCUUUGUCUGCAACACCCUGCAGCCAGGCUGCUCCAACGUUUGCUAUGACUUGUUCUCCCCCAUAUCUCACUUCAGGUUCUGGCUCAUUCAGACUGUGUCUAUCCUGCUGCCUUAUGCUGCAUUCAGCAUUUAUGUUUUGCACAAGGUGGCCAUGUACAUGGUAAGGAUGCACUGUCUGGGGCAUGAGUGCAAGAGCAAACAAGGGUUUGGGGCAACAAGCCCCAAAGAUGUGAAGGGGCUCUGUAAAAGUGCAGUUGUCAAUAGAGUAGAUUGUGGUGCAGACAACCUAAGAGUCCUUAAUUUUUCAGGGGCAUAUACUGUUCAUCUUUUUAUCAGGACCCUGCUUGAAGUUGCCUUUGCAGCUGUGCAAUACUUUCUUUUUGGAUUUUUUGUUCCUGACCGCUUUUCAUGCUACCACUCCCCUUGCUCAAGCGCUGUUGACUGCUACAUCUCCCGGCCCACUGAGAAAUCCAUCAUGAUGAUUUUCAUCUGGGGGGUCAGCAGCCUGUCCUUCCUGCUCAGCCUUGCUGAUCUUGUCUGUGCUCUCCGGAGGAUGACAGCAAGAAACCAAAAGAAGAAGCUGCUGGCAAAGCUCUGCACAGAGAAGGAGUGCAUGUUACAUCUUCCCCCAGUCCAGCAGAGUAGCUCUUCACCUCAAAACGGGGAUGGCCCAGUAGCAGGCAGCUGUCAGACCAGUGAUGGCUCCUGCUCGCUUCUCUCUGAAGAAGAAGAGGCUGUUCUUCACCCUGAAGGUGUCCCUCAGCAGAGUGCCAGCACUAACCUCAGCAGCAGUAAGUGCUGUGUAUCAGGAGACCUUGCUGUUAAGCAGCAGAGCACUGAAGAACCCUCGUGUGCCAGAGAGCAGCAAGGAACUCCCUGCAGCCAAGUGAGACCCAGACUUCAGCAAGACCUCAUUAAAGAUACUGCCCUGCCUUUGAGACCUCAGCUCGAGUCUCCCCUUGGAGUAUCUUCCUCUGUUGUUCAGAACAAGCUUUUAGGGUUCUACCCUUCAGCUGAGCUAAAAAGCCCUGAUGCACAAUCAAAUUAUAGCAGCAGUAGCUGCCUGAGGUCAAAAAAGUCAGAAUGGGUAUAGAAGGCAGAGUGUGCACUGUGCUGUGACUUUGACAGGGCAGAUCAUUGCAUCACUGAAGAGGCUUCAGGGAGUUUCAGCUGAAUCCCUUGGCUGUGGUUAUGCUGCAGAGAUGCUCUGCUGUGCUAUGCACCUCCAUAAGAAAAGAAGCAAAAACUUCAGAAAAGAGUUUGAAGGGUAUUACAAUAAGGGAUAUGUUCCUUAGAAAUGUGACAUCUUUAUGUUUUUCUGCAUGUAGAUGGUUUUAAAAGGCUGUGGACUAUUACUGAUGUGACUGACCUGGUUUUCCAGGAGUAUGUGUGAACACUUGUUUACUCUAACCUAGCUUUAUUGCAAAAGAUUGAGCUUAGCAAAGAUACUGUCUACUGUCAGAAGCCUAAUUUAUCCCCUCAUACUAAAGUCUCAAAGCCCACUCUAAGACAGGAUAUUCAAGAAGACUAGACAGUGAAUAAAAUAAAAACGCUUGUUUUGUAGCAAAGUGUUGAUGUGUUAAAACCUCUGGACCUUAUUGCUUGUAGGCAAUAUGUCUCCCAGCCAGCAGUGUCAGUUUCUCUGACUCUGAUGUCAACUGCAGUCUGACCACACCUGAGAUAUUCAACUAUAACAUCUUCCAGUACCUAGAAGAAACUAAAAAAAAACCAGAGAGGGCCUUUUUACAGGGGAAUGCAGUGAUAGGACAAGGAGGAAUUGCUUCAAACUGAAGUAGGGUAGAUUUAGAUUAGAUGCCAGGAAAAAAUGAUUUA